AUGAGUCAAGCUCGUCUUGGACCGGAGUCACCACUCACUUCUAUGAUACCAGCAAAUGAUACACAUUGGGGUGAAAAUGCCCAAUUGAUCGUCAACAAUCCACUACGGCGCGCGCGAUUGAUAACUGCCUCAUUCAUGAAGGUGCUAACCUUGUCCAACGAGAAUCCUCCUGAAUCCUCAUCCUUGCUCAUACAUCACAACGUAGAAUACACCGGCAGCAUGCUUGCCUGUCUUCAUGUCUGUCCACAUUACUUAAUUAAUUUACCUUGGAGGCUCCUCAUGACAUUAUCUCGCCCUUCCCAACCUGCUGCCUUGCGAGGCACUUCCAACGAUCCAAAUGGCUCCCUAUCUAUUGGAGUCCCACUUCAGCAAUCUACUCACCUCAACGCUCCAACCGAACCGGGGUGUCCUCAGCUGUCCAUUGGAGUCCGUUCAGUCCCCGUGCCUGCCACCAAAAAAAAAAUCAACAUGCGCAGGGUGGCGUCUUGGAUUGAGGAUGAUAACGAGGAGGACGAUGAAGAAACCCCUUGUAAAAAACGCGACGUUCGCACCUUGAACGAGAAACAAGCUCACUGGGACGUUCCGGAGACACCUGUGCGGACAUACGACAUUCACCCAGAAACUGAUUUUCUUUACGGAUCGGACGUUGAGAGUAUUGACCUGGAUGAUUUACCCGCCUCGCCUCCUCCGCUACGUUACAAAUCUUCCCAGUGUCCUCAACAACUGCCUUGUGUGGACAAGAUAGAAUCGAAAGUCAAUCUAGAGUCUCGCUCAGAUUCAGAAGACGGAGAUCAAAUCACCCCGUCGAACUCAUUUUUUGUGUCACCCCAAUCGUCGUGGAUGAAACGUCGACCGAAGCGUUUGAAUAAGCUUGGUCAUUCGAUCUCUUUGCCAGCCUUGCACACUAGACAUAGCCAAUCCAUUUUGAUCUCACCCACCGGCUCCCCAAUAUUUGAAGAAGAAGAGCCAGGUAAUCUUGUGCCAGUGAGAAAACACAAAUCACAUUUCCCAUCAAUAUUCUUUGCAUUAUGGAUAUACCCCAUCAUAAAGUUUUUCAUGACAAUUACAAGGCUGUCUCAAAGUGCAUUACAAGGCCUCAUCAAUUUGGUAGACUUCCUUCAACGGGUGAUUGAUUCUAUUCAGCUUUACUUGGAAGAUUUGGAUGCCACCAUCGAUAGCAUCAGUCUUGCACUCGAAAACCUGGGACGAUUAGUUCAAAGAGAAGAACAACGGUUAAAAAAUCGCAGUCAGAUAUUCCAGGAUAAGAAAGCUUGA
Messenger RNA from Melampsora larici-populina 98AG31, 1275 nucleotides. RefSeq lists its product as uncharacterized. The transcript is spliced from 3 exons. Lineage: Eukaryota; Fungi; Basidiomycota; Pucciniomycetes; Pucciniales; Melampsoraceae. The coding region runs from base 1 to 1275 and encodes 424 amino acids. The record is from RefSeq and is a predicted model, not a curated record.